AUGGACGAAAGUAUGCAUAUUAAUCCAGUGGAGGGGGAGCACUUGAAUUCGAACACUAUUGUUGAGGGGAAGCAUUCUUUUGAGGGGGAGAAUGAAAGGAUGAAUGCUAAUGUUAAGGGGGAGCAAAUUGAACAAAAUGAAGAUUUUCAUGAUCUUAAUGAUGCAUGUUCAACUGCUGGUUCAGAACAUGAUGAUUUGUACGAAGAUGCACCUUUAGAAUUUGAUUCAGCUUAUCCACCAAUGGAAAAAUGGACAAAAGAUCAUCCGAAGGAGCAAAUAAUUGAAUUUCAUACUCAGUUUCUUGAAGCAGUGCUUGCAGUUCUAGGGUCAGAAGAGACAAAGUCUAAGCAUUUGAAGAACACUGCUGCUGAAUCUUCUGAGAAAUCAGUCAAAGAAUCUAAAUCUACAAAGAGUCCGAAAAAGUUACCGAUUACAAAAUCCGACCCGAUCAAAACCGAUGUUUUUGUUGCUGAUACUCCAUCAACUCAGAAGGAAAUAAUUCCUUUGAAGACUGGUGUCUUUUGCAAAAUCAAGAUGAAAUCCAUACAUAAGAGUCGAUCACCUCUAACAAAUGUUGUCCAAAAACCACAAGUUUCGCAUCAAGGACUUCUCUUUCGUGAGAUUCCUGCACCUGCUUCACCAUCUUCUAAAAAGCAAAGGGCAACUGAUAUGGCCAAACACAUAUCAAAGAAGAAGAGGAAAAGUAAGUUGAUAAUCUCCUCUGAGUCUACUGCUGAUGACAAUGAAACAAUACCAAAAACACCAGAAGUCGAUCUUUAG
Molecule: messenger RNA, 780 nt
Organism: Lactuca saligna
Lineage: Eukaryota; Viridiplantae; Streptophyta; Magnoliopsida; Asterales; Asteraceae
Source: the annotation of a GenBank genome assembly